GUGAGCUCGGGUCAGGUGGUCCGCUCUCUUGGCCUCAUCAGGUCUCUUCAUUAACGGCCUGGCAGCUGUCCGAUGGAGCAGAUAUCAUCCCGGCAGGUAAACUGAGCCCGGUUAUCAGCAGACAGGUGUGUAACUGUAGUCUGCAAGCUGCUGCAAAUCACAGCAGGAGGCGUUUCCACUCAUGGAGAGACGCUGGCCCUCGUCUCAGCUCGAUGUGGAGCUCUCCUGCCCCCUGCUGGACACCCGUUCAUCAGUGCAGCUUUAAUUAAGAAUCCACACUUGGGUGAAAUGAAGUUACCUGAGAGUCGGACUGAACUCUGAGUGACCCGCCCUCCCUGCACCUCCAUUAAUUAUUCCUGGACCAAUCGCAGAGGACGGCUCGGUGACAGCUUGAUGUCCGUCCAGCGUUCAGACGAUGUCCACGCUGAUAAAAAGCAGGACAGGUUUCACCUCAAAGACGUUUUGUGACGUCCGACUGGCAAACAAACCUUUAAGACUCUGAAACGGCCCGCCGACAGCAGGAAGGCGCGAGGAAGACGGAUUUGAAUGAGUCUGCAUCAUGUAAAGCAGGUCUGUGGAGGAAAGUUCGUUCCUCCAUCACUCGGCCACAGAACGAAGCUUCUCUGUUUACACUCGACGCUGCGUCAAAUCCACAUUUCUGGGAAAAGUUUGGCCAUCACAGCGCAGAUUAUUUGGACAGCCAGAGAGACAUUUUAGAGGCCGACUCUGCAGGCUUUCAUGUUGGCUCGCCUGAACAGAAAUCACAAACAGAUGAACGACUUGGGCUGCAGCGGAGGGAGGACGAAUGAGGCUUUUAAUCGGCAGCGACGGCUACAACUGGCCGCCUCGGCCUGCAGCUGCACGGGGAGCACUCAGACCUGUAACGCCAGGUGAGGUCGGCGUGACGACACGACGCCGUGCAGUUUGCCGCUGCAGAGGGAGGAAACAAAUGGUAACCAGCAGAGCGGCAGCAAGAGGCAGAGCAACACUGAAUGAGGAAGAGCUUCAACGUCACACUGAAGAAAUGAAACUGAACGUCUGUCAGAGGGGCAGCGACACAGCGUUUGAGACAAGUCUCCGUUCAUCAGGUCUUGUGUGUGUUUAGAUAUGGCUGCUGCUAAAUAUGUGCCAUCUGAAGACCAGUUUCUGUGCUCCAUCUGUCUGGAUGUCUUCACUGAUCCAGUCACCACAUCAUGUGGACACAACUUCUGCAAAACCUGCAUCACUGAGCACUGGAACACCAGUGAUAUGUGCCAGUGUCCCAUGUGUAAAAAGGUUUUCAACACAAGACCUGAGCUGUACAUCAACACCUUCAUCUCUGAGAUGGUUGCUCACUUCAGACGGUCAGCUCAACAGGAAGCCAGCAGCAGCUCAGAGGAACAAGUUUUCAAACUAGCAGAAGUUCCUUGUGACGUCUGCACUGAAACCAAACUGAAGGCCCUGAAGUCCUGCCUGGUGUGUCUGGUCUCCUACUGUGAGAUUCACCUGGAGCCUCACCUGACAUUGUCAGGCCUGAAAAGACAUCAGCUGAUUGACCCUGUGGAGAACCUGGAAGACAGGAUGUGUAAGCAGCACGAUAAACCUCUGGAGCUCUUCUGUAAGACCGACCAGAUGUGUGUCUGCUUGCUCUGCACUGUUUUAGACCACAAGACACAUGAAGUUGUUCCUCUGAAAGAAAUAUAUGAAGAAAAGAAGGCAGAGCUGAGGAAGACAAACACUGAACUUCAGCAGAUGAUCCAGGAGAGACGACUGAAGAUUCAGGAGGUCAAACACUCAGUGGAGCUCAGUAAGGAAGGUGCAGACAGAGAGACAGCAGAAGGUGUUCAGGUCUUCACUGCUCUAAAGGAGUGUGUUGACAGAAGCCUGGACGAGUUCAUCAAGACGAUAGAAAAGAAGCAGAAAGCAACAGAAAAACAGGCAGAAGGUUUCAUCAAAGAUCUGGAACAGGAAAUCUCUGAGCUGAAGAAGAGAAGCUCUGAGGUGGAGCAGAUCUCAAACUCUGAAGACCACCUCCACCUUCUCCAGAGUGUUGACUCUCUAAACAUCAACCACCCACCAUCCACCAGGGUUUGGUCUGAGGUCAGCGUCCGUCCAGCAUCGUAUGAGGGGACUGUGGUGAGAGCUGUGUCUCAGCUGGAGGAGACACUCAGUAAAGAGAUCAAGAUGCUGCUUGAAGCUGAUCUGAAGAGGGUCCAGCAGUAUGCAGUGGACGUGACUCUGGAUCCUGACACAGCACAUCCCAGUCUCAUCCUGUCUGAUGAUGGGAAACAAGUAAGGCCCAGUAAGGUAAAGAAGAGCCUCCCAGACAACCCGGAGAGGUUUUCUCUCAAUCCCUGUGUUUUAGGAGAGCAGAGUUUCUCCUCAGGCAGAUUUUACUUUGAGGUUCAGGUUAAAGGACUGACUGCGUGGGAUUUAGGAGUGGCUGCAGAGUCAAUCAACAGGAAGGAAGACAUCCCACUGAGCCUUGAAGAUGGAUACUGCACGAUAUGGCUGAGAAAUGGAGCUGAGUAUGAGGCUCUUGAUGACCCUCCAGUCCGUCUCUCUCUGAGGUCUCAGCCCCAGAAGGUGGGGGUGUUUGUGGAUUAUGAGGAGGGUCUGGUCUCCUUUUAUGAUGUUGAACUUCCAGCUUUGAUCUACUCUUUUACUAUCUGCUUCUCCACCGAGAAACUCUUCCCGUACUUCAGUCCAUGUGAUAAGUCCUCUGCACCUCUGAUCAUCUGUCCUGUCAGAGUGAACUAAUCAGUACUAAUCAAGGUUACACAAAGUUUAUCAACAAAUCAAUUCCAUCCAUUUGACCAUUUCUGUAUCGUUAGCUUCAGGGCACAUGUAUCCAGUAAAUGUACAUACUUUCAUUCAAGUGGAGGACAGGCCCAGACUGGAGGUGGUGCCAUGUUACAACUAGAGCUGUGAUGUCUCAAAGGAUCAUUUCAAGUGAGGAUGGAAACACCACCAAUACAUUUCCCAUCUGAGAAACAUGGCUGUUACAAAGAACACGACGGCCGAGUCAGCUUCUUUCAUUGAAUUCAGAACUGAGAGCUCAGGAGCUCAGAGACAGCAAACAGUCAUGUUGGGAGGCUGUGCUCCAGCAUCCUGUGGACACUGGUACACUGGUUAGACUGGCAGCUCAUCAUUAAGAUGACUUUCCUUCAGGAAAACUUUCAGCCUCGAACUUCCUCGUUCUUUAACAGAAGCUCUGAAUGAGACUGUCCAACGAUCACUGGAUGACCUGUCGUCUUAGGUCUGUUUACAUUCAGUGGUUCUUGUAAAAACUGCUUUUUUAACGCUUUAAGCUGCGAAUUGCUUACAUCCAUGUUUACUGGCAUGAUGCUGUGUUUCUUAAUGUCAGUCAGCAGAAUAGUGUGAGACUAAAGGUGGUAAUCGCACUGUUCACAUCCUCAAGCAGACACACAAUAUAAACAAAACAGGCCCCAAAUCAUAAAAACAUGACUCAGCAGCGCCUCUAGUGGAGAAAAACUCCUUUAAAUGUUAGUAACUUAAAAUUUCAACAGGGAAAGAGAAACAGGGUGGGGAGGUGGAGAAGGUGGCAGCACUGGGAAUCCCAUAAAGAUUCCUGAUCGGGAGACGUCUGCCAGCUGACUACAGAACAGUCAGCCAGACUGCUCCUCGUUUCAGGUCGUACACACCUGAGACAAGGCGGUUUCUAUCAGGUAGACAACCUGUAACAGGCAGGUAUCUGGGACUGAGCUCAGGUUAUGAAUCAAAGCCUCCACCCGCUCACCACCAACUCUAUGUAGGAGGUGCUGCUCAAAAGUUCAGAAGUAGGUCCAGACAUCACAGUCAUUACUUUCUAAUUAAGCAGCAAGAUUUCCUCUCUGGAGUUGGCUGGUUAGAGCAAAUUAGCAAUUAAAGGUGGGAUACUGUGGCAACUAAAAAUAAACAAGGUUUUCCCAGCACCGCUGACACUGACCUUUAUAGAGUCAUGAGGCAUUUUUAGCACCACGGUGUUGGGAGUCUGGGUCAGACUGCCAGGCCUGAAGAAGAAAUGAUGUUCACCUGUUUGCUGGCCACCCUCAUCUCUGUAGUAAAGUCCCUGUUAUAUUCAGUUAUAUAGCGUUUCUAUGCCAUUUCUAGUCAGGUGUGCUACAGGACAGCUCAGGGUCCUGAUGCCGGUGAGCAGGGACCACGUGGAGCAGCCCAGGGUCCUCGUGCUGUUUGGUUCAGGGUUGUAUGUGCAGCAGAGUGUACGUUACGCUGCCUUCAUAAAUCAAUAAAAGGAUUUGUUUGUGAAGAAGUAAAUGGUGCAUAACACGUGUAGUGACUGUUCGUGUAAAAGAAUGUUGCAUUUAUCCUGCGUUUGUUCUGCUGAGAAGCAGUUUCUUUCACUGUGUCACUCCAGUCAAGCUAACGCUAGUCGGCUAGCGAUGCUAAUUCACAUGGAAUUGCAAAAGCGUGCGUAUGCCGAGUGCCAACUCAGCUAAGUUAUCAGCUGUUUCACUGUGUUUCAGUUGUACUGCGGCUGAGGGAUUUAUUUGAUUAAAUAAAGCAGUAAAAUUCUGUAUAA
Molecule: messenger RNA, 4522 nt
Organism: Scatophagus argus
Lineage: Eukaryota; Metazoa; Chordata; Actinopteri; Scatophagidae
Product: E3 ubiquitin-protein ligase TRIM21-like
Exons: 5
Coding region: 1108-2739 (543 amino acids)
Biological process (GO): protein ubiquitination
Molecular function (GO): ubiquitin-protein transferase activity; zinc ion binding; protein binding
Source: RefSeq, a predicted model, not a curated record